This is a messenger RNA of Penicillium lagena, 375 nucleotides long. RefSeq lists its product as uncharacterized. The record is from RefSeq and is a predicted model, not a curated record. Lineage: Eukaryota; Fungi; Ascomycota; Eurotiomycetes; Eurotiales; Aspergillaceae. The annotation marks the transcript as partial. The transcript has 2 exons.
AUGUAUCUUGAACACCACCAACACCUGCUAGACAGAUACUCAAAAUGCGCAACUUUCGCCCUCAAAGUUUCGUGGUCUGAGCUAGAACCUAAAUUUGAAGAAGAUAUCGAUUUCUGGCCAAGUGAAUUCAACGGUCAAGUCAAAAUGGCCCCUUUGAUCACAGUCCACUCUCGUGAGAGGGUUACUAUCGAGAAGUGGGAAGAUCAAGGUUGUCAAGUCCAGCGCCAAAUUGUCCUAGAAGAAAACGACGCUCAAAUUACGAGUUUUGAGACGUCUUUCUUUGAGGUCAGCAAGCGGACGGAGACCGACUUCGCCCUUUCACACAGCGAUAUAGAGCAGAUCGCAACUCAAGUAUGGACUUUUCAGUUCGAGCAA